Molecule: messenger RNA, 2172 nt
Organism: Scatophagus argus
Lineage: Eukaryota; Metazoa; Chordata; Actinopteri; Scatophagidae
Gene: hcls1
Product: hematopoietic cell-specific Lyn substrate 1
Exons: 15
Coding region: 151-1680 (509 amino acids)
Biological process (GO): regulation of actin filament polymerization
Cellular component (GO): actin filament; plasma membrane; site of polarized growth
Molecular function (GO): actin filament binding
Source: RefSeq, a predicted model, not a curated record
AUUUACAUCAAGGCGCGUUCACGGCCGUCGGCUCCGCGUUCACUUUGGUGACAUCAACCUGUCACGAAGUUGCGUUUGGAGCCUCUUCAGCUGCACUUGGUCGGUGUAAUAUCCACCCAAACACGGAGAUAUCGCCCUGACAGCUAAAAGAUGUGGAAGUCAGUCGUGGGCCACAAUGUGAGCAUGAAGGUGGCCGGAGAGGGGGACGACUGGGAGACAGACCCCGACUUUGAGAACGACGUGUCCGAGCAGGAGCAGAGGUGGGGAGCGAAGACCAUCGAGGGCUCAGGCCGGAAAGAGCACAUCAGUGUUGCAGACCUCAGACACAAGGUCGCCGAGGAGCACGAGCUGGUGAAGCAGAAGGACCACACCCCCAAAGCUUCAUACGGAUAUGGAGGGAAGUUCGGAGUGGAGAAGGACCGAAUGGACAAGGCGGCUUUGGGGCACGAUUAUGUGGCACAAGUUGAGCAGCACUCUUCCCAGAAAGAUGCAGCAAAAGGGUUCGGCGGCAAGUUUGGUGUUCAGAAAGACCGCGUCGACAAGUCUGCCAUGGGCUUUGAAUACAAAGGAGAGGUGGAGCAGCAUGUGUCUCAGAAAGAUUACUCAAAGGGAUUUGGAGGAAAGUACGGGGUGGAGAAGGAGAAGGUGGACAAGGCAGCUUUGGGCUACGACUACAAAAGCGAAACAGAAAAGCACCAGUCGCAGAAAGAUUACUCGAAGGGCUUUGGAGGGAAGUUUGGUGUCGAGAAGGAGAAAGUGGAUAAAGCAGCGCUGGGCUACGAUUACAAGAGCGAGACGGAGAAGCAUCAGUCACAGAGAGAUUAUUCAGCAGGUUUCGGAGGUCGUUACGGCGUACAGACGGACCGCAUGGAUAAGAGUGCAGCCGGCUUCUCAGAAAUGGACUCCCCUUCCUCCGCUUACGAAAAGACGCAACCGUUAGAGGCCUCAAGCGCAGGUGCAGGAAAACUGAAGGCUCGUUUUGAGAACCUGGCCAAGGCUUCGGAGGAGGAGAACAGGAAGAAGGCAGAAGAGGAGAAAGCGAGGAGACAAGCCAGAGAGAGCAGAGAACGAGAGCUAGCCAAACGCAGGCAGGAGGAGGAGAGCAGCAGAGAGAGGGAAGUGCCUCCACCUGUUCCACAUGUGGCUCCAGAGCGCCACAUGCCACCACCAGAAAUCAACAGGAAAGUUCCAGAUGUAAGAAAAGCGCCAGAGCCAGAGCCAGAGCCAGAACCUGAGCCUGAGCCUGAGCCUGAGCCUGAGCCAGAGCCAGAACUAGAACCAGAGCCUGAGCCAGAGCCAGAACCAGAGCCAGAACCAGAGGACCCAGACUACGACGAGCCCCCGGCUUUGCCUCCCCGCUCAGACGAUCUCCUUGAAGUGGAUGCUCCCCCGCUGCCCGUCAGGUCGACAGAUGUGGAUGAGGACGACGGAGAGUACGAGGAGCUCGCCGAGCUGCCUCCUCCUGUGCCGACAGGAGUGGACAACGAUUAUGAAGACCUGACAUGUGGCCAGAAGGCAGUCGCAAUUUAUGACUACGAAGGAGAGGCCGACGACGAGAUCUCCUUCAACCCGGAUGAGAUCAUCACCAACAUAGAGAUGAUUGACGAGGGCUGGUGGAGGGGACAGUGUCGCGGACGCUUUGGCCUUUUCCCGGCAGCUUACGUUCAGCUGAUGCAGUGAGCGAGCCGCUCAGGGUGUCUGAGCAAGCUUCAGUUUUGCACAAUCUCAGUUGUUCCACAGAGGAAAAUGAAUGAAAAACUAGACCAGAACAGCAGUCAGGAAGCACAAACCUCCUGCAAGUGCAACCACUGCACACGUCUGGGUUUGUUUCCAAACCGAUUAGAAUGAUGUCACCCAUAGGCGAGUGGGUUUUGUUUCAUAAUCCUGCUGAUAAACAGAAAAACAAACGAUCCAAACCGGAAAGGUAAGCUCCGGGGCAGGUCAUUCAAUUUAGCUCUAUAUUUAUAGAAUAAUGACAGCAAAUUUGGCAAAAUGGCUUCCAAUGAGCUGAUUUCUUUUUUUACUUUUGCUCUGUACAAUCUUGCAUGUCUGUGGCAAUGAGUAUUUGAGGAGAGUAUGACCACCACAACUCAUAGUAGUGGCAAGGAAUUACAUUUUAAAUCUGCAAUGAACUGAUUGGAGUCAAUAAAAUAAAAUCUUCUACAGGAAAAA